Molecule: messenger RNA, 2200 nt
Organism: Ailuropoda melanoleuca (giant panda)
Lineage: Eukaryota; Metazoa; Chordata; Mammalia; Carnivora; Ursidae
Gene: FBXO9
Product: F-box protein 9
Exons: 14
Coding region: 495-1703 (402 amino acids)
Biological process (GO): SCF-dependent proteasomal ubiquitin-dependent protein catabolic process
Cellular component (GO): cytoplasm; SCF ubiquitin ligase complex
Molecular function (GO): protein binding
Source: RefSeq, a predicted model, not a curated record
GGGCGUCCCUCCGCUCCGCGACUUCCCGGCCGUCGCUCUAGCGCGCCCGGAUCUGGCCCCCUGCCCCGCGAAGAUGGCUGCCGUACGCCGGGCCCGCAGUUAUUGCCGCUGCCUGGUGCGCUUCUCCGACCGAGAACUCUGCUAAGCCCCGUUGCAGCAGACGGGCAGGAGUAGACACCCGGACACCCAGCACACCUCCUCGGGGGAGCGGUGCAGAGGGGGCGCGGAAAGCCCCUCGACCGCGGCGGGCUGCCCCGCCAGCAUGCCGGGACCCGAUGUGAGGAAGAGCGGGUGUGCAGGACAGCGGAGAAGAAUGCCUCUUCUUGGUUCGCUGAGGACAUUGAGCCAGUCUUACCCCCCUCGAGGGAUUUUAUCAAGAGCAGUGAGCAUAGGUUGAGGCAGAAGCUGAGGAAGAUUGUCAUUCUGAUACUGUCAGAGCAGAAGAUCAAGAAAAUGAAAGCCCUGCUGAAACCGAUCUGCAGGCACAGCUCCAGAUGUUCCGAGCUCAGUGGAUGUUUGAACUUGCUCCAGGUGUAGGCUCCAGCAAUUUAGAAACUCGGCCUAGCAGAGCAACAAAAGGCUCUUUACUGAAAGCAGCAGACACCAAAGGAAAGCAAGAACUGGCAAAAGAAGAAAAGGCUCGAGAACUCUUCCUAAAAGCAGUAGAAGAAGAACAGAAUGGAGCUCUCUAUGAAGCCAUCAAGUUUUAUCGUAGGGCUAUGCAGCUUGUACCUGAUAUAGAGUUCAAGAUUACUUAUACCCGGUCUCCAGAUGGUGAUGGCGUUGGAAACAGCUACAUGGAAGAUAAUGAUGAUGACAGCAAGAUGGCAGACCUCUUGUCGUGCUUCCAGCAGCAGCUCACGUUUCAGGAGUCUGUGCUCAAACUGUGUCAGCCUGAGCUGGAGAGCAAUCAGACUCACAUAUCAGUGUUGCCAAUGGAGGUCCUGAUGUACAUCUUCCGAUGGGUGGUGUCUAGUGACUUGGACCUCAGGUCAUUAGAGCAGUUAUCGCAGGUGUGCAGAGGAUUCUAUAUCUGUGCCAGAGACCCUGAGAUAUGGCGCUUGGCCUGCUUGAAAGUUUGGGGCAGAAGCUGUAUUAAACUUGUUCCAUACACAUCCUGGAGAGAGAUGUUUUUAGAAAGGCCCCGUGUUCGGUUUGAUGGAGUGUAUAUCAGUAAAACGACAUAUAUUCGUCAAGGGGAACAGUCUCUUGAUGGUUUCUAUAGAGCCUGGCACCAAGUGGAAUAUUACAGGUACAUAAGAUUCUUCCCUGAUGGCCAUGUGAUGGUGUUGACAACCCCUGAGGAGCCUCAGUCCAUUGUUCCUCGUUUAAGAACUAGGAAUACCAGAACGGAUGCAAUUCUUUUGGGUCAUUAUCGCUUGUCACAAGAUACAGACAAUCAGACCAAAGUAUUUGCUGUGAUAACUAAGAAAAAAGAAGAGAAACCACUUGACUACAAAUACAGGUAUUUCCGUCGUGUCCCCGUACAAGAAGCAGACCAGAGCUUUCACGUGGGGCUCCAGCUGUGUUCCAGUGGCCACCAGAGAUUCAACAAACUCAUCUGGAUACAUCACUCUUGUCACGUUACUUACAAAUCAACUGGUGAGACUGCAGUUACUGCUUUUGAGAUUGACAAGAUGUACACCCCCUUGUUCUUUGCCAGAGUGAGAAGCUACACCGCUUUCUCGGAGAGGCCUCUGUAGGGCCUCGCAUCCAGUCCUCUGUCACUGUUGCAUGAAUAAAAGCAUAUAGAGCAAAAGAACACCUAAGUUAUAAAUGUACAUACAUAUAUAUAUGGAGUUGGGACUUAUUUUACAUUGUUAGAGUUCUUUUAAGAAGAGUAUAAAUUGAUUAUUUUUUUUAUUUAAAGGGAUAGUUGAUACUUGGGGUAUUUUGUUUUGAAAUUAAGAAGUUGGGAUUACAAGUUGUUUAAGCACAUUUAUGUUGUGAAAAACCUUCAAAUGAGCUUUAAAUCAUGUCCUUUUUCAAGAGGAUCUCUGAGCAGAUUUCUGUCACGCAAGUCUCCUUCCGCCUGGUCAUCCCGAUAUUUAAUUGCUUUGAGGGAGGGCUCCACGGGGUCAGCAUUUCUUUCACGCAUGACAUAGUGUCUUUGCACUAAAGGCUCAAAAUGUGAAAACUUGUUCUGAAUUUGUUUGAAACUGUUUGGCCAAUAAAAAUAAACAUUUCUUUCAAGAAAGUA